AUGUCUUUCAACUGCUCCACAAGAAAUUGCUCUUCCAGACCAGUUGGAGGACGUUACACUACUCCAGUGGGCCCAGUUACCACAGCCUCAGCCCGAGAUGCAGACUGCCUGAGUGGCCUCUACUUGCCCAGUUCUUUCCAAACUGGGUCCUGGCUCCUGGACCAUUGUCAGGAGUCGUGCUGUGAGCCUAGUGCCUGCCAGCCCCAGCCAACGUGCUACCAGAGAACGUCUUGUAUCUCCACUCCUGUCCAGGUAACUUGCAAUCGACAGACUACCUGUGUCUCCAAUCCCUGCUCUACUCCCUGUAGCCGGCCACUCACUUUCGUGUCCACUGGCUGUCAGUCCCUGGGAGGAAUUUCCAGCUCCUGCCAACCAGUGGGAGGCAUCUCUACCACCUGCCAAACAGUGGGAGGCAUCUCCACUGCCUGCCAACCAGUAGGAGGCAUCUCUACUGUCUGCCAACCAGUGGGAGGUAUCUCUACUGUCUGCCAGCCAACCUGUGGAGUCUCCAGGACAUACCAGCAGUCCUGUGUGUCCAGCUGCCGAAGAACUUGCUGA
Molecule: messenger RNA, 558 nt
Organism: Apodemus sylvaticus (European woodmouse)
Lineage: Eukaryota; Metazoa; Chordata; Mammalia; Rodentia; Muridae
Product: keratin-associated protein 11-1
Exons: 1
Coding region: 1-558 (185 amino acids)
Cellular component (GO): keratin filament
Molecular function (GO): structural molecule activity
Source: RefSeq, a predicted model, not a curated record